Messenger RNA from Elaeis guineensis (African oil palm), 4687 nucleotides. Its product is annotated as pentatricopeptide repeat-containing protein At2g13420, mitochondrial. The record is from RefSeq and is a predicted model, not a curated record. NCBI's taxonomy places the organism in Eukaryota, Viridiplantae, Streptophyta, Magnoliopsida, Arecales, Arecaceae. Gene Ontology annotation, molecular function: protein binding.
AACAUCAAAUGGGCCGGAUCCGGAUUUCAAACCACGCUGAUACAAAAAGCGGGAGAUGUCCGCGCCUGCGGCGAGCGUAAUCGUCCGGUUUUGGAAAUCCCAGCCCUCGACCGGUGGACCGAGCGAACUCCCGGCCGAGACACACGUUAGCCAUGUCCCGGGCGGCGCUCACGUCGGCUGGCCGCCGACAUCUCCUCCCACCUCCUAAACCUCGCCUCCUUUCUCACUCCCCUCUGCCCGAAUUAGGGUUAGGGUUUUCAGGAAGCAGCCCGAAGCCGAGCCCUCCGCCUCUCCGGCCCUCCGAUGACGCCGACGCCCUCGCCCGCCUACUUAUCCACCACCACAACCCCUUCCACCCUCUGGAGUCCCCCCUCCAGCUCGUGGGCAUCCAACUCUCCGGCGACCUCGUCCUCCAGACCCUCCUUCGCCUCCGCCACGCCUCCAAGGUCGCACUCAGCUUCUUCGUCUGGGCCCGCGACCACGCCCACCACGUCCACGGCGCCGACGCCUACGACCUCAUGAUCGAUACGCUGGGGAAGGUCCGCCAGUUCGACGUCGCGUGGCAGCUCAUCAUCGAGAUGGACCAGAGCGGCGGCGCGGGGCCUACCCCCCGGACCUUCGCCAUCCUCGUCCGCCGCUACAUCGCCGCCGGCAUGACGCGCCAGGCCGUCCGGGCCUUCGACGACAUGGAGGCCUUCAUCGGCCGGGAGCCCGGCGUCGACGACUUCAAGAUGCUCCUCGACACCCUCUGCAAGUACGGCUAUCCCAAGGUAGCAACAGAGAUAUUUAAUAAAAGAAAAUUCAAAUAUGAACCAGAUGAGAAGACAUACACAAUUUUGAUUUAUGGAUGGUGUAAGGUAAACCGACAUGAAAUGGCCCAGAAGUUCUUAAAGGAGAUGGUGGAUCGUGGGUUAGAACCCAAUGUGGUUACAUAUAAUGUUCUGUUGAAUGGGAUCUGUAGGAAGGCAAGCUUGCAUCCGGACAAUCGGUUUGAUAGAACGAUCCAUGCAGCUGAAGGCCUUUUAGAGGAGAUGCAAAGGAAAGGGAUUGAACCUGAUGUCACGAGCUACUCAAUCAUCCUUCAUGUUUACAGCCGAGCGCACAAACCAGAAUUAUCACUUUGUAUGUUGCGCUCGAUGAAAGAGAAAGGCAUUUGUCCCACCGUGGCACCAUACACUUCGGUAAUCAAGUGUCUCGCUUCCUGUGGGAGAUUGGAGGAUGCUGAAGAUUUGCUUAAUGAGAUGGCAAGCAAUGGCGUAUGCCCAUGCCCAGCUACAUAUAAUUGCUUCUUCAAGGAGUAUCAUGGGAGGAAAGAUGUGGAUGGUGCAGUAAAGUUGUACAAGAAAAUGAAGGGAAUGGGUUCCCUGAGCACACCUGAUAUUCACACAUUCAACAUAUUAAUUGAAAUGUUUUCAAAGCUAAACCAGAUGGAGCUAGUCAAGGAAUUAUGGAAUGAUAUGGUCGAGAGCAGUGUAGGGCCAGACUUGGAUUCGUAUACUUUGUUGAUUCAUGGGUUAUGUGAGAAACAAAAAUGGAGGGAGGCAUGUCAGUUCUUCAUGGAGAUGAUAGAGAAAGGGUUCCUUCCACAUAAGGUGACAUUUGAGACAUUGUACAGUGGAUUGAUACAAUCAGAUAUGCUGCGAACUUGGAGAAGACUGAAGAACAAGGUUGAGGAGGAAUCACUGAAAUUUGGUUCUGAAUUCCAACAUUAUCAUUUUAAACCUUAUAAGAGGUGAUUCUCUUUUUUGAGUUCAAUCAAGUGAUUAAGAGCUGGUAUGGGUUGCCUUUGAAGAAUACCAUGCCUGUCUGUGGCCUGUGCAGAAUCUACUUGAAGAAUCAACUGAUGAUUAAGUGUUAUUGAGCAUAUAGAGAAUUUUUUCUGGAAUGCAGGAGGCUGUCAUACGUGCAUAUUAUCCAAAGGUAGGCUUAGUCCCUGUGCAGGUGAAACCUAGCAAAGAAAUGGAGAAAUUUUACAAUAAUAGUAGUGGUCAUGAUAGCUGAAGCCACAAAACUAUCUACUACAGAAUUAUUCACCAGAGUAGAGGAGAGGUGACGCUUGCAUUGGUACAUUUCAUUGGUACAAGGUGGUAUAGUGACAGGAUACCUGUCUGUGAUCCUGUUUAAUUAAAUGUUGCAGCAAUAAAUUUAACUUUGUUGUUGUAUUCUUGUCACUCUGAGUGAUAUCUACACAAUUUUGAACAACUUCCUUAUUGAGAUCUCUGAUUAUGGUUGCACAUGACCAUACCAUUUUAAUUGGUUCUCCAACUCUUUGACCUUAAUGCAUACAACUCUUGUGCCUCCUGCAAUAUACAUGAGUCUGACCCAAGUUUUCCUAUUUUCACUGCACAAGCAUGUCAAAAUUCUCAUCUCUGUCAUAUUCAGCUUGUUUAUGGUGACCCAUAUUUAUCCUAACAAUUAGAGCCAUAAAAAAUUACAGGGAUAAUAUUAUUGCACAAGCCUAUUACAUAGUUCCUGAUAACACCUUUCCAAGUAAUCCCCAGUCUCUGAUUCUAGUAGAAAUUUGUUAUUGGUUAUUAGCCGUGUGCCUGUGUGCUUAAGGCUAAAAAUUGGUGUAAACUCGGUGGAAACAAAAACUUGUUAAUGACAAAUUUAACACUUCAAUGAAUCUUCAAUACAAGGUAAUUUUUUCAUUAUAUUCUGCAGUUCAUUUUCUUUGUUAACGAUUUAAUGAAUUAUCUUUCAUUAUAUUCUUCAGUUUGUAUUCUUCAGCGUAAACUAUUUAAUUUUUCAUUUAAUAAAAUAAAAUAAAUACUACUUUUUCUCUCAAGUGAAUAGUUCAACAUAAAUUCAAAUAUACUAGUUGCAUAAAAGAAUGCAACGUAUCAGUUUCUUAUUGUUUGAUCUCGAGUUUGAUAUCACAGGCUGACAACAGAGCUCUAUAUAUUGAUUUGAUGAUCAGGAAUAUCUAAAAUUUUAUACAAUGUCAGUGAGUUCUUGAAGCUCAACAAAUUCAACCUAAAACUGGAUAUAGAAAAAUUAGUUGUAUAUAGGGAAGAUAUGGUUUUUCAUAUCAUGAGCAAUUGCCUUUUGCAGCCCUGUUACAGCUAGAUGCAUAAGUUUAAUUCAUGGGUUUAUACAAUAGACCUUUUCUUUGUGGUAAAGAAUUUACUACGCGCUUUUGGAUUAUGAAAGCAUGAAUGGUACAGCUAAUCUAAAACUGCAUCUCUUUAGGUUUGGGAUGUAUUCCUGGUGCAGGAAGCACUGUCUUUGUGGUCUGUCAUUCUAAAUUUGCUGUAUGCUUAUUAUGGUGAUGCACAGGCAUAUACACAACCAUUAGAAUUUGGCACAUGAAAUGCAUACGAAACUUUGAUUUGCUGCUUCUAGAGGUGGUUCUUGUUAACAAGUUUGUUCUGAAAUAAAAGUUCAAUUUCAUAUUCAUCACAUUUUUUUUUCUUUAUGAAAUUGCUUGAUUUGAUUUGGAAGAGAAAAAUCAUCUUAUGAUAUGCCUUGAAUUGGAUUCUUGCCAAAAAUCAUCAAACCUCUUGGCCUUAUUAGUUUGACUGUGACUCAGGUCGCACUUUGGGUCAUUUGCUUGGUUCAAGGCAAGGCUCUUGUGUGGUGGACUUGGUUGUGAAACAUGGAUUACACAUGUUUGUUUGGGUUUAUGUUGGAUUAGAUUUUGAUUUGUACUGGAUUUUGUUUAGUUUUGUAUUUGGUUUGGACUGGUUUUGAUUUGGUUUGACUUUAGUAUAAUAGUUCAUUCAUAUAAUGAUAUUUUCUGAUUUUCUCCUUGCUUUUUCUAUUUUUAGGACAACAUAAAUAGCACAACUGGUUUUAUACCAGAGUUAAUCGAGGAUAUUCCAAAGGGAGUCCACUGCUCACCAUUUCUUUUCUCAUGUAAUCCGUGUUUUGCUGGCAGCAUAUAUGAUUAAGCUACUGAAGAAAGAAAAACGAAUGCCCAACCAGUAGACAGCAGCCAAUAUCAGGACUACUAAGCGCGUGGAGAUCCUUUGUCUAAGAAAUAUACGUCAAACAAGCCUUGCUUUGCAGUUCUAGCUUGAUUACUGGGAUACAACUGAAAUGAAAAGCGCAAGGUAGCUGAUACCACCGUGUAGGAAAAGAUCUUCACCCAAUCUUGAUCGUGAUAUCUCAAUAGCAUGUAUCCUACUUCCUUCUGCAAAUGCCAAAACAAUUUUUCUUGACAGCCAUGGGUUUGUCAGUGCAAGUGGAAGUUGACAUUGUUUUCUCAUGCAAGUACAACAAGAAGCUGCUAUCUUGGUAGGUACAAACAUAAUUUGAAAACAAGAAAUGACACCAUCACCCUGGGCUUGCCUAAAACAAACUAUAUAGGGAGGGAAGCCAUUCUUUGACGACCAAUUUGAUGGUGCAGCGGAAGACGCAAGCAGAGUUGUGAAGCUGACUGGAAAUGAAAACUUAAUAAUGAUGAUGUUUGUGGUUGUUGGUUUGGUGUAUCCACACAAUUAAAAUGAAGAUUGUUGAUGGUUCUUUCUCUCAAAUGAUUUCUACUUUAUAGUAGGAGAAAGGCAAUUGAAAUAUCUCAUGGUAUGCAUAUUACUUUAACUCUUAGAGCUGCUUGCAUGUUAAGCACAAGUCUGAGCAUAUGUCAAUAACAGUUGGCUCUUCUACUUGAUAAAUGUACUGAACAUUUCUUGUUAUAAAAACUGUGACAAGCACAAGUCAUGAAAGAUAGUCUUUUGCUGUUCAA